Messenger RNA from Vitis vinifera (wine grape), 744 nucleotides. Its product is annotated as toMV resistant protein Tm-2 netted virescent-like. NCBI's taxonomy places the organism in Eukaryota, Viridiplantae, Streptophyta, Magnoliopsida, Vitales, Vitaceae. The transcript has 3 exons. Gene Ontology annotation, molecular function: ADP binding. Gene Ontology annotation, biological process: defense response to other organism. The record is from RefSeq and is a predicted model, not a curated record. Bases 1 to 744 code for a protein of 247 amino acids.
AUGGUGGAGGACGUGGGUGCUGGACCACUUCAGGAUCACCCCUUCAUGGUGGUGAACGUGGAGACGACGUGGGGUGAUAACAGGCCAGGGUUGGAGGAAUUUAAAAAGGAGAUUGUAGCAAAAUGCAAAGGUUUACCUCUUACAAUUGUGGUGCUUGGAGGACUUUUAUCUCUGAAAGAUCUGACACAAGACUCAUGGCGGAAACCCUGCUUUCUUUACUGUGGGGUCUUUCCGGAGGACUCAGAAAUCAAAGCAAGUGAGUUGAUUCGCUUGUGGGUUGCUGAAGGAUUUGUACAAAAAAGGGGAAAAGAAACGCCGGAAGACAUUGCAGAAGACUACUUAUACGAGUUGAUCCAGAGAAACAUGAUUCAGGUGGCUGAUACGAGAGACGAUGGAAGGGUGAAGUCUUGCCGUAUACACGACCUACUUCGAGAUCUAGCCAUUUCAGAAGCUAAUGAAGAAAAACUUUUUGAGGUAGAUGAAAACAUUGAUGUGGACGUGCUUCCUACUAGUGUUCGUCGACUGAUCAGUAAUAUUAAUCAGACUAACUCUCCGCAUUUGAAAAAUUCUAAUAUCCGAUCUUUGAUCCUCAAUAGAUCCAUUGAUGAAGGAGAUGAGGAUAGAUCUGGAGUCUUUCUCACACCACAAGUGCCUCUACAAAUUGCAUCUAGUGGGAACCAUCCCAAAACUACCCGUGGAAACAACACUCUAUCCUUCGAAUCUCAUGCAACUCAAACUGCUUGA